UGAAAACCUUAACGUGCGGCUGAGUCCCAGGUAACCAAGCCCCUCCUCAGAAUAGUGCUGAUCCUUCCUGUUUGCUGUUGAGCGUCUCAGCUGCAUGGAUUAGUUUGUUCGCGGAAUGAGCAGAAGUUUGCAGGUGAAAUGGAUGGAGGUGCCUCGACCGCUGAGGAUGAGCUCAGAGGAAGCUCUGAUCAUUUCAUCACCAGCCUCCGUGCCUUUUGGCUUCACUCGGUCGCCAGCUGCGGGUCUCCAGGCGCGGCCCAUCUGUGCGUCCCCGCUGGUCUCACAUUGCUUUCCGCUGUCCUAUUGCUCCUUUCUUACCUCUUGAUCGUGUGUAGGAAGUAUAAAUUAAGAGGAGAAUAUUCAAAGGAAACCAUGAUAGUCUUCUACAGUUUUCUGGGUAACCUGUGCAGCACUGUGGGAGCAGUUCUGGCUAGACAGUUUCACCUACAGAUUUCUAUGGCUGCGUUUGCUGCUUUAAUGGAUGGUGUGCACUGUAUCUUGUGCUGCCUUCCGGUGUUCCUGUGUUGGAACUCCAAAACUCAGCGGAGGCUGAGGGCGGUGAAGAGGCGCAGGAGGCAGCAUUUUCUGGCUGUGGGUGUGUUGAUGGUGGUUGCAGGAGGGUUCCUGAAGUCCAGAGUUGAUGAACCUAUAACGAUUAGAUCUGUCAGUGGAAGGAAGCUGCUGCACAGCUCCAUUCAAAUCUCCAGCUGGAGACUGAUGAUGGACAGCAAAGAAAUCCUUGGUUACAUUCUGGGCCUGCUGGCCUCUGUCAUUGCCUGGACCUCCAGGUUCCCUGCACUCUGCAGAGCAAGGCGAGGACAGAACCUGACCCAGACAUUUAUUGUCUCUGGGUUUUUGUGCUCCAUAUCUGGUGCCCUCUACACUGCAGCCAUCCUCUUAUAUGACGUCCGGUUCAGAUUUCUUAUCAGAGUUAUGCCUUGGUUGCUGUCAUCGAUUGGCUGUGUCAUCCUGGACCUGCUUAUUUUAGUGAUCCACUGGUGCAAGAUAGGAACCAGGCAGAAGACAAUGAAACUAUCACCAGAUAUAGAAGGACUUUUAGGCAUGAACACUGAACAUACUGCUGUCAUGAAGCAGCAGAAAAAACAGCAAAAACCUCCAUCAGCACAAACAAAAUUUUCAGUCUUUUCUUCAACGACAAAGAAUGUACAGAAGACGAUUGAGAUGGGCCAAUAUAUGGACGUCAGUGGUCAAAAGACAUCUAAACUGCUGUCCCUUAAAGAUGUGACACUGACUAAAGAUGGAUUAGACGUCGGACCUCCUCACAGGAUGGUGAGAGUUGAUGGUCUUUGUUCCUCUGAUACAUCCUAUAGCUCUUCGUCAGACAGCACUGAUCUGGAGUGGGACUUUGAAGCUGCAAUUGCACAGUGGAGUAAACCAGCAGCAGAACCACAGGAGGGGGACAAGUUCCUGCUCCAAGACUGGCCAACAAACCCCAAACCCUUCAGUGUCUGCAUUUGCUCGAUGGCUGGACUCCCGCAGAAGAGUCAGUGUUCUGCAAAUGAGAGCAGCUCUGCUGUGAGCUGAACUUCCGUGCAGGCACAUCUGAUAUAACUGGUUUGGAAUUAUUAAAAACAAAAGCAACUACGGUAUUGACAGUUUUAUGAUUCAGUACGACUUGGAAAGCAACUUCACAUGACCUGUUUUGAGAUGCGAUACAAACAAGUUCUGUCAUUUCAUAGACCUUUCUGUGUUUGUUCUUGGGCCCAUUCAUAAACACACAGGUUCAUCCUGGAAAGCUGAACUUCAGUAAUUUGAUCCAAGUAUCAAAAUUAGAAGUAUUACAAACAGAGGGAUGUAUUUCAACGGUCUAUUUCCCUUAUUUUUAAUUGUGGUUUGAGCUCCUGAGAACUUUAAUCUUCUUUGAAGGAUUACAGAGAACACCACCCCAAUAAAUAAUAUCUCUCCCCCCUA
Molecule: messenger RNA, 1932 nt
Organism: Gambusia affinis (western mosquitofish)
Lineage: Eukaryota; Metazoa; Chordata; Actinopteri; Cyprinodontiformes; Poeciliidae
Gene: tmem44
Product: transmembrane protein 44
Exons: 10
Coding region: 139-1545 (468 amino acids)
Source: RefSeq, a predicted model, not a curated record